AUGGGCCUGUGCAGCCCCACUUUCAAUCCCGAUCAGGACAUUCCCGAUCUCAGCGAACAGGUCGUCAUUGUUACAGGAGGAAAUGCCGGCCUGGGACUCGAGACAGUCAGACAGCUUGCAAAGAACAACCCUUCCCGCGUCUACCUUGCUGCACGGUCUAAGGAGAAGGCCGAAGCAGCCAUCAAGCAACUCAAAGAUGCCGACCCGGACUGCGCACCCAUUGCCUUUCUACAUCUCGACCUGUCAUCUUUCCAGAGCAUCAUUGCGGCCGCUCAAACCUUCAAAGCAUCCGAAUCUCGACUUGAUAUCCUUGUCAACAAUGCUGGCAUCAUGAUGACCGCCGAAGGCCUUACGAAGGACGGCUACGAGAUACAGUUCGGAACGAACGUCAUGGGACCGGCUCUCUUCACGCAGCUUCUCCAGCCCGUCCUCCAGAGAACUGCCAAAAUUAACCCGCAGACUCGAGUCGUCAACCUCUCUUCGGCUUCCGAGAGUGUCGCACCAGGCGAUAUAUACAAAUUCGACGAGCUGAAGACAACCAUGCCUAACCGUCAUACCACGGCACGCUACGCCCUUUCCAAGAUCGCCGACAUCCACUACACGACCGCCAUGGCUGAGAAGUACAAGGACGUGAAGUUCAUCAGCGUUCACCCGGGAAUGGUAGCUACAAAUCUUCACCACGACUCUACAGGCACCUUUCUCAAGCCUUUCCUCAACACUGCUGUCGUACUAUUCGCUACACCUGUUGAAAAAGGCGCUUACAGUCAGCUCUGGGCAGCGGUCAGCCCUGAUGCUCAGAGCGGAGAAUUUUAUGGCCCCGUUGGCGUGGCUGGGAAAGGCUCGAAGCUGAGCCAAGAUCGCGUGCUGGGGGAGCAGUUGUGGGAUUGGAUUCAAGGCGAGCUUCGGGAGGUUUUGCAGGUACAUGGUAACUGA
Molecule: messenger RNA, 933 nt
Organism: Lasiodiplodia theobromae
Lineage: Eukaryota; Fungi; Ascomycota; Dothideomycetes; Botryosphaeriales; Botryosphaeriaceae
Exons: 1
Coding region: 1-933 (310 amino acids)
Source: RefSeq, a predicted model, not a curated record